GCGUGGGCCCGAACAAGGACCACAUCUACCUCCACCUGGACCACCUGCCGCCCGAGACGCUGGUCGAUGUUGGGCCCAGCGGCCUGGCCUCGAUCCUGCACGGGGCCCGCGUGCGCGGGGUCCCCAGCCAGCAGCUUGCCAGGGCGCGCGCCCUCAACGGCAAGGCCUUGGCCAGAGAGGUCGGCAGGAAGUCUCGAGCCAUCCUGUCUGUGCUGCAGGUCAGGCCGGCGGCGGCUUUCAAGGUGCUCUUCGCGGCGCCCGUUGGUUCCCGGGCCGAAGUUAGUGGCCCUGCAGGCGAGGCGAGGAUGAGGCUGCAGAGAAUGGGCUGGACUGCGGAGUCUUGGCGCACGUGGCGCGGCGACCGUGGCUGCAGGAUGGACUCGCGGGUGCUCAGCCCCAGGAUGAUCUCCGGCAUGGUGGACAACGGGGUCUGCAGGCACCUCAUGCUCGGGGCCCAGGGGCACGUGGAGAUGGUGCAGCUGCUGGAGUCCCUAAUCGCAGGAGGCUUGGUGUCCCAGAUGGACUUGUGCAUCGAGCGCGCGGAGACGGACCCGAGCUGCCAGUGGUGCCGAGGGGCCUUGGGCACCACGCGCCAUCGCCCUGUCAGGCGCCCAGCGUCGCGCACCUGCGCGUCCGACCUGGGCUUGGAGGGAGUAGCCGACGCGGGCAGGAGAGCUGCCGCUGAUGACGUGGGGUUCCUGCGGGCCUUGGUCAAUUUUCGCUUCGACCAGGCGCCCCACCCGAGCCUGGAGGAGAUCUGCCUGCGUGCAGGCGCGGCUCGGGUGGCCCUCUUCAAGGGCACGGUCUGCAUAGAUGGGUCCGCCAUCUGUCCUGACUGCGGGCCGCUCACCCGUACGGGUUUGGCCGACAUCGUGGUCUCAAAGGACGGGAAGAUUUUGGGAGGCAUGUGUGGUAGCGUGCCCGGCUGGGUGGUGCAGGCGAUAGGCUACGCGGAGCUGUACGCUCUGAAGAGAGUGCUGGAUGAGAAAGGUGUCGAGGCACUUGAGGAGCUGACGGACUGCAAAGGCCUGUUCGACGACUUCUCGAAGGGCCGUGCAUAUUGUUGCGGGCCGCGCAGCAAGUACGUGAAUUUAUGGAGCUCCGCCGAGCGCCUCCCUGGUAUCUCCGAGACGGCCAAGAUCUUCGCGGGCGUGGACGUGACCAAGGAGCCCGCCCCGGUGCUGCCCACCGUGCACUACAACAUGGGCGGCAUCCCCACGAACUGGAAGACCCAGGUGCUCCGCGGCGAGUGCAACACCAUCGUCCCCGGCCUCCUUGCCGCCGGCGAGGCUGGCUCCGCUUCCGUGCACGGCGCGAACCGCCUCGGCGCGAACUCGCUGCUCGAUCUCGUCGUCUUCGGGCGCCAGGCCGCCGACACGACCGCGGAGCUGGUCAAGCCGAACAGCGCCCCAGUCAAGCUGCCGGGCAACGCGGGCGAGGCGACGAUCGCGCGCAUGGACAAGAUCCGCAACAGCAAGGGACCGAUCCCGACGGCCGUGCUGCGCACCAAGCUGCAGGUCAACAUGCAGAAGUAUGCGCCGGUGUACCGCAACGCUGAUGACCUGAAGACCGGCAAGGGCGUGGUUGACGAGAUUAUGAAAGAGUACAAGGAUGUGGGCAUCACCGAUCGCAGCAUGAUCUGGAACACCGACCUCAUCGAGACCCUGGAGCUCGAGAACCUCAUCAACCAGGCCGCCCAGGAGAUCCACUCCGCCGAGGCGCGCCAGGAGUCCCGCGGUGCGCACGCCCACGAGACCUUCCCCGAGCGCGACGACGUGAACUGGAUGAAGCACACGCUCUCCUUCCUGGACAAGCCCUACGUCGAGGACGCCAAGGUGGUGCUGAAGUACCGCGGCGUCAUCGACCAGCCGCUCGACAAGGAGAUGCACCACGUGCCUCCGGCGAAGCGCGUCUACUGA
Prorocentrum cordatum is the source of this 1919-nucleotide messenger RNA. Lineage: Eukaryota; Dinophyceae; Prorocentrales; Prorocentraceae. The record is from the annotation of a GenBank genome assembly.